AAAUCAGAGAUUCAUAGCCGUUUCUCACUCUUUUUCUUCGCUUUCCUUCCCAUAUAAAUUGGCUACCAUAGUUUGAGGCCACUUUGUGUCCUAUCCGCUUCUCAUUAGCUUCUCUUUUUGCCCCCUUGCCGUCUCUGUUUAUUUACGGAUAUAGCAUUCAGGUUAUGAUAGCUUUUAGUGACCGGAAACCUGAGAGCCACCGCACCGCUCCCGCUCUCGGUUUCCCUCGCGUUAGGUUCUUCCGUUUCCGGCGCUUGAGGUAAUCGUCGACUCCGCUCCACCCGUAUUCCCAACAAAGAAAAAAAAACGGAGAAGAGAAGUUCAUUUAUUACUUUUUUUUAUUUUCUUCUUUAUAUUUCUCGUUUGAAUUAUUGUAUAAUACGACACUUGGAAGAUGCCGAAUUCCAAAAAUAAUCGUAAGGAGCAGGAGAAGAACCGGAAGGGUAAGUUAUCUGAAAAGGCGUCGUCGUUUCACGGGAAAUUCCCGACGGUGGCUCCGUCUGAUCUGAGGCGGCCGAAGACGCUGCCCGACCUAUUCUCAGAGAGGACUACUUCCGUCUUACCGGAUGCGAGGCCGAAGUUGACGAAGCUGCUGUUGAACGUGACCAUUCAAGGGAGUCUCGGAGCUGUACAAGUAGUGCUGUCGCCGGAAAACACUGUCGGUGACUUAAUAACCGCCGCCGUUCGUCAGUACUCGAAGGAAGGUCGCCGUCCGAUCUUACCGUCAACGGACGCCUCGCUGUUGGACCUCCAUUAUUCUCAAUUUAGCUUAGAGAGUUUAGAAAGGGGAGAGAAGCUGAUGGCGCUGGGAUCGCGAAAUUUCUUCUUGUGCACCAAAAAGGCGGCGUCAAAGGACGGCGACAAUCCAACGUCGUCGUGCUCCAAAGAAGCGGAGAAGGUUACAAAGAGCGUAAUAAUACCUUGGCUCAAAUUCAUGAAUUUCUAGUUAAAAUAAAAAUGUAAAUUUUUUGUUGCUUUCCAUCAUUUUCGAAUUUCAUUUUUGUAAAAUUAUGAUAAUUAAGAUAGUUGUGUAUUUAGAUUAUGAACAAGAUAUACGUGCGAAAUUGGGGUAAAUUUGCAUGUUGAAUGAUGUUUAUUUGUUUAAAUUAGUUAAUGGAAAAUCUGUAUAGUUUUUUCUA
Messenger RNA from Gossypium raimondii (Peruvian cotton), 1139 nucleotides. RefSeq lists its product as uncharacterized. Bases 395 to 946 code for a protein of 183 amino acids. The record is from RefSeq and is a predicted model, not a curated record. The transcript has 2 exons. NCBI's taxonomy places the organism in Eukaryota, Viridiplantae, Streptophyta, Magnoliopsida, Malvales, Malvaceae.